Molecule: messenger RNA, 830 nt
Organism: Saccostrea echinata
Lineage: Eukaryota; Metazoa; Mollusca; Bivalvia; Ostreida; Ostreidae
Exons: 3
Coding region: 251-820 (189 amino acids)
Source: RefSeq, a predicted model, not a curated record
UAAAGGACACAUGACACAAAAAAUAUUUUGUCUGCAUUCAAUGUAUUUAUCAUUCUUAAGUCAGAUUCUCACACUGAAUCUGUUAAACAAGCAUCAGAUAACAACGCACAGCUGGAUAAAGUAAUCUAUAAAUACUAGCCGAAGCAGUUCUCCGAGCAAUGCCGACAGUUAAUGAGAUAAGCGUCACGUGGGUGUUUUAUACGUCAGAGGUGAGCUUCUUGCAAAUUUUCACUGUAUCUUAUUCAAAACAAUGGAAGGAGAUUCGUCAGAUGGAUUUUCUCUUGCACCAGAAGAAAUUAGACCCUAUAAUUUUGAGCCUUUAUUAGACAACACUCAAGGCAGAAAUGGAAGUGAAUCUGAAGAUUCAGAGGACAGUGAUUUGGGGUUAAAUGAGGAAAAUGCAGUAGGAGGAAUUGCUACCCGAAGACAGAAUUUAGCAUGGUGUGUCUGUCAAAGGUGCCAAGUAAUGGAAACUGAUGAAGAAUGUUUAUGCUGUCAUGAAAUUGCACCCAUUUUAGAAAAAAUAGAAGCUAAACAUUUAAAGUGCAUCACGGAACAUGAUGGGUUUCAGGGAAAUUGUCUAAAUAUUGAUGUCCUGGAACUCUCCAUGUAUGAGUUUAUAGACACGGAUGGGCCCCUUGAUGACAACGAACCAAUUCACCAAUUAUACAGAUACUUAGCAUACAGGCGAUUUACUCGUUGGAUCUGGCAUAUCCUUGGAAAAAGGAGACGAAAAAUUAUCCCAGCUUGUGUGGUAUCCAAAAUCAGACAGACAUUUCCAUCAGAGUCUUAUGCCGGUUUCAAAUAUCCACGUUUAUGAAGUGAUAUAA